Messenger RNA from Suillus subaureus, 782 nucleotides. RefSeq lists its product as uncharacterized. NCBI's taxonomy places the organism in Eukaryota, Fungi, Basidiomycota, Agaricomycetes, Boletales, Suillaceae. The transcript has a single exon. The record is from RefSeq and is a predicted model, not a curated record. Bases 185 to 691 code for a protein of 168 amino acids.
CUGCACAUUGCACUGGAAAGAACAUCCCAUCCAAUUCGAUGGCGAGUCUUAUAAGGUGUUCGAUACCGUUGGACUCGAAGAACCACAGUUGGGAAUUCAGCAAUAUCUCGAUGCUAUCGAGAAUGCCUAUAGCCUCAUUCAGGAUUUAGAGAAACAAGGCGGCAUUGAUCUACUUUUGUUCUGCAUGCGUGCAGGCAGACUCAAUUCUACCCUUCGAAGUAACUACCGCCUCUUUCACGAAUUCCUCUGCGACAAGAAGGUUCCCAUCGUUGUAGUGAUCACGCACCUCGAGGGCGAAGUCAGAGAAAUGGAUGACUGGUGGAAGAGAAACGAAGAUUCCUUCCGUCGCUGUGGGAUCCAUGUCGCUGGUCAUGCGUGCAUCACUGCCAUCAAAGACAAUUAUGAAAAGCAAUAUGAAGAAUCGCGUACCACAAUCCGUAAGCUUGUCAAGGAUUUCGCUGCCGACGGGCAGAACCUAGCAUGUGCUCCAUGGAACGAUCCGAACGGAGGAGACAACUUGGACUGGUUCGUGUCGUUCACGUGUAAGCUGAAGGGGCUACUUAAGGGGAAUUGGAAACUGCAUGCGAAGAAGGACGUGGUCCCCCGCCUCGAGCGUUGUGGUAUGUCUCGAGAUAUCGCAAAACAAUUAGCUCGUAGGAUCAAGAAUGUUGUGGUAGAAGGAACUACUUAACUUCCCCUGUUCGAUAACUCGCGCUCAUCCAGCGAUUGUAGACUUCUAGAUUGUUGUUGCUAAUAUGUCGUCGUCAUACGUAUUCUUACUU